This is a messenger RNA of Oryctolagus cuniculus (rabbit), 1588 nucleotides long. RefSeq names its product dynein regulatory complex subunit 8 (gene DRC8). Gene Ontology annotation, cellular component: sperm principal piece. The record is from RefSeq and is a predicted model, not a curated record. Lineage: Eukaryota; Metazoa; Chordata; Mammalia; Lagomorpha; Leporidae. Gene Ontology annotation, molecular function: calcium ion binding.
CGAGCACAACCCAGCCCCAUUUUUGUUGCUAGGAGAACCUUCUAUUUUGUAUCAGGCAUCGCAGCCUUGACGACGCAAUGUUUGCGCGUAUUUUGCACAUGUUUUUCUACAGCGACUCCUCUCCCGCAGUAAUAAUAGUCGAAUGGCUCUGGUUUCCUCUUGCGCCCGGCCCAGUUUUUCCGUUGCAGCCCCAGUUCUCACAGGCGGCGGGGCGCUCGCUCCGGGACAGGGCGGCGCGGACCGGGGGACCAGCGCGGCUGUGAAUGGGGAGGGAGGAGGCUGGAGGGCGGCUCGGGUCUGCCCCCCUUACCCCCCCAGGAGCUGAGCUCUUCACCCAGCAGCUCUGGCUGCGUUUCCAAAUCGGCAGUUUGGGGAAAAGAAAAAAAAAAAAAAAAAGCAACGCCACGUCUUGCAAACACGAGGGGAGGGGGCGAGCACUCUGUGCGCGCGCGGCCCCCAAGGGGUGAGAAAGGAGGGGCCCGGAACCUUGUGAAAUAAACUCCCCUAGACCCAAAGUCCCCGGGCUCGGGCCCCCGGGCUGGAGGGCGACACCGGGUCCAACGGCCGACCCGCCGGCGGCGCGCGCGCCCGAGGGUCGUGGCGGGAAGCGCGCCAGCUCCCAGUGUUCCCUCUACCGCCGCCCGGGGUCUUCCUUCCCCACGAUUCCGAGCCACCCCGCCUCCAGGGUGCGCGGGGGUGCGCGGGGGAGGGGACCCGCAGGGGGCAAGGACGCCGCGACCGACGUUAACCGUUAACGGUGGGCUUCUCCCCGGCGACCGGCGCGGCUACAAGAUGGCGGAUGAUAGAGAAGGUACAGUAGCAGAAUUACAGAAAAAAAUCAAAGAGGCAUUUGAAGUAUUUGACCGUGAGUCGAAUAAUACAGUGGAUGUGAGAGAGAUUGGAACGAUUGUGAGGUCCCUGGGGUGCUGCCCCAGCGAAGGUGAGCUCCACGACCUGAUUGCGGAGGUAGAGGAGGAAGAACCCACUGGAUACAUCCGAUAUGAAAAAUUUCUUCCAGUGAUGACCAAAGUACUACUGGAAAAAAGAUACAGACCAAUUCCAGAAGAUGUUCUUCUUCGAGCUUUUGAGGCUUUAGAUCCAGCUAAACGUGGGUUUCUUACUAAAGAAGAACUGAUCAAGUAUAUGACUGAAGAAGGUGAACCUUUUUCACAAGAGGAAAUGGAAGAAAUGUUGGCAGCUACGAUUGAUCCAGAAACAAAUGCAAUUCAUUACAAGGACUAUAUAACAACCAUGAUGAUAGAUGACAGUUAAAUGUUCUGAAGACUUCACUUCUAAUUGAAAGGACAAUUUAAAAAAUUGUUUGUCCUUGUUAAUUUCACAUUUUAGCCAGUAAUUCCUAUAGCUGAUUAAAUAUCUUAUGAUAGAACUAUUUCAAGAUUUUUAAAAAAGAUUGUCAUAAUAAUUUAAAACAUCUUUUUGCUGUGCCUUGCCUAUGGAAUGAUCAAUUGUGAAUUAUUUAAAAACUAUUCUGAAAACAUCAAAAUAGAUUCUUAUUUUUGACAAUAAAAUCCAUGUUAUCUUCAAAUUAAUUAAACUGACAAAAUAAAGAAUGUCUGUAAUGACCUAA